Molecule: messenger RNA, 690 nt
Organism: Cladophialophora yegresii CBS 114405
Lineage: Eukaryota; Fungi; Ascomycota; Eurotiomycetes; Chaetothyriales; Herpotrichiellaceae
Exons: 3
Coding region: 1-690 (229 amino acids)
Source: RefSeq, a predicted model, not a curated record
AUGGAGACUAUCAAGAACACCGUCAACCACCUUAUGAGCGGUAACAACCAAAACUCAUCAGAGGAGCACAGCAGCCACCACCACCUCCCCGGGCACCACAAGCAGCACGACGACCAGACCGCCGCGAGCACAACUACCCCUAGCAGCCACGAGAGCGGCCACGGGACCAGCCAUGGAACCGGCGACGAGAAUCCCUCUCCCGCCGAAGCCGUCCCAUCUAAGCCCACCUCGGCCGGCAACAGCGGCAACAACGAUCAACAAGCCCAGCCGCCCACCGAUGGCGGUGACCGAGUCCAGUCCCCCGACCAGGGAGCCGACCCGGCCUUAGUCGGCGAGCCCAAUCCGACCGAAAAACUCAGCGGGACCGCCGCCCCAGGCAGCCAUAGUGCCCUGUUUGGCCUGACUCCCGAUGGGAAGAAAAACGCCGAAGCCUCAAAAGGCAGCGGCGCCCCGCAGCCCGCUCACAGCACGGAUACCGCCGUUGGUGGCGGCAAGCCCGCCGAAGAAGGCGAUACCAGCUCCCGCGCACCCACGGGCAACGCGCAGGUCAGCGAGCAGUUGCAAAAGACUGAAGCGAGUCCCGGUGAGAAGGGCGGCCAGAGGAAGGAUCCAGUGCCGUUGCCUGCCGAAGACGGCACGAAGCCGGGUGCUGGUGCUACCGGGUUGCAGCAGGGUGGUGGCGAUCUUUGA